AUUGUGGUAUCGAAUUUUGUUGAAAAUUUUAAAAUAGAUUAUGAACCGUAUAGACGUUGGGUGUUGAAGAAUGGGCGAACCCGAGCAGUGGCAAAGUUAUAGCAGAAGAGAAGAGAAGAGAGGAAGAGAGGAAGAGGAAAUUUGCAGAAAAGACGAAGUCCUUUAAUGGUAUUAAAUUGAGUGAGGAUUAAAAUGUGUUGAAAAUAGGAGAGUUUGGUUUGAGAAAGUAGUGAGUGAGAUGAGGAAUGAAAGGAGGUGUGAUUCGAAGCAAAAGUAUGUGUUCCUUAAGGUUGCGGUGUCGUGUCUCUUGGUGGGUGUCGCUAUUCGCAUCCUCUUGGCGGAUUCAUUCAGCAGCUUCACCUUGUUAUCUGUGGUGCACACACACACACCUUCUCCAAUUCCUUCUUUUCCCUCUCCGCCUCCUCAUUCUCUUCCUUCUCCCAAUCCUAAUCCUAAACAUUUAGAUGCAGUGAAGUGUGAUCUGUUUGUGGGAGAUUGGGUGGCCGACCCAUCUGCUCCAAUGUACACCAAUGAUAGCUGCCGUGUGAUGGAUGCUCAUCAAAAUUGCAUCACCAAUGGACGGCCUGAUUCCGGCUACCUUUAUUGGAGAUGGAAUCCAAGGGGUUGUCAAUUACCCAAGUUCAGUCCAAACAAAUUCCUUCACAUUAUGAGGGAUAAAUCAUGGGCCUUUAUUGGUGAUUCCAUCUCUCGCAACCAUGUGGAAUCGCUACUUUGCAUUCUCUCUCAGGUACAAUAUUACUUUCUUCUGCUCACGUACCUUCUCAUUCAUAUUCUUGCUUUCUCUAAGAUCGUCUCAAUUGUCCUCUUCGCUGGCUUGUUAAAUCAUAAGAAAUUUAAAUCAUAAAAUGCUUCUUCGUGUCUCUUUUUUCUUUUCUAUGUUACAAUAAAAGCCACCUCUAGUUGCCACACCCGGUGUAGUUCAUGCUGUUAUUUCGCCUAAUUAGUUGCAUAGAUUGUUGGUGCUAGUUUAUAGUUGAUCAUGAAGCAUGCUUACAGCUAAUAAGUAAUCAUUUGUAAGAGUACUUCAAAUUUUAAUUUAUGAGAUUGCACUGCAAAUGUCUUUUUAAGGAUAGUGAUAUGUCUCUAUUGAUAAAGUUGUAGAAGUAGGAUUGUGGAAAACAGCUUGUGUUUGUGUGGUUGGUCCACUGCUUCCAUGAUAGUUUGGUGUCUAUACUCAAACAACUUUACCCACCUCAAUUUGGAAGUACUUA
Molecule: messenger RNA, 1232 nt
Organism: Cajanus cajan (pigeon pea)
Lineage: Eukaryota; Viridiplantae; Streptophyta; Magnoliopsida; Fabales; Fabaceae
Source: RefSeq, a predicted model, not a curated record